This is a messenger RNA of Zootermopsis nevadensis, 878 nucleotides long. RefSeq lists its product as uncharacterized. Gene Ontology annotation, molecular function: nucleic acid binding. The record is from RefSeq and is a predicted model, not a curated record. NCBI's taxonomy places the organism in Eukaryota, Metazoa, Arthropoda, Insecta, Blattodea, Termopsidae.
GUUGAUACAUUAUUUACAUUGUUGGAAUGUUUGCUGACGUCAUCAACAAAACUCCUGCAACACAGACGUGAAGAAACAGAACGGAACAGAGAACAGUCUGCAACCAACAAUUUGAAAGAGAACAUAAUUUUAUAAGAUGGAAAAUAACUUCACAGUUGAUGCGAACAGCACCGAAGUCGCCAAAACCCUGGUUCCACUUCUUCAAAUCGGAAUUGCAAUCGUGGCUAUCUUUGCAUUUCUCCUUCUACUUAUCAUAUCCGCCUUUAUAGCAAGCAUUUAUGAGCUAUAUCAGACCUCUCAUGAAUCACCAGAUAAUACGACAUUGAUUACGAUAAGUGCAGUUUCCAACACAGAAAUCACCGACAAUUCCACCCCUAAAAUAACAGCACCAACAGAUUUAACAUGUGCAAAACAACUACCACUCGAAAUACUAAAGUUUAUUCAAAUGAUUUUGUAUACUCUAUUAGGGAUAUAUCUCGGAUUACUAGUAAUAUAUUCAGACCGAAAAAGGGCUACUUAUGAAUCACCAGAUAAUACGACAUUUAUUACGAUAAGUGCAUUUACCAACACAGAAAUCACCAACAAUUCCACCACUAAUAGUACAUCGCCAACAGAUUUCACACGUGCACAAACACUCCUACGAUUAUACGUACUACUGGGGAGUUUUAUGAUUGUGACUACACUAAUAAUGAUAUAUAAAGUGUCAUUAGAAUUAUAUAAAGAGCGAAAAGAGACUACUCGUGAAUCAGAACAUAAUUCGACAUUGAUUACGAAAAGUGCAAUUAAUUCCACCACUAACAGCACAUCACCGACACUUUUCACAUGAGCACACGAAGAACUAUCAGCGCCACACCAUGUAUCAGGAGAAACAAAUAGUA